Messenger RNA from Owenia fusiformis, 957 nucleotides. NCBI's taxonomy places the organism in Eukaryota, Metazoa, Annelida, Polychaeta, Sabellida, Oweniidae. The record is from the annotation of a GenBank genome assembly.
GUACUCUUGUAUUUGGCCAAAUAUUUAGAAGACACAUUUCGUAUAUGAAGUAAGAAGUUGACGCCCUGAAAAACAUAGGCUGGCGGGCUUGGUGAUUACCAGAAACCUUGUGCAGUAUAAAUUGAUGAAAUUCUACACUUGACAAGAUGCCUGAAAACCCAGUGACAAAGAUCAAGAGGACGCUGAAGAUCUUGGGAAUCGUGACAGGAUGUUUCCUCUUUAUUGGCAUCGGGGGCCUCAUAGCUGGAAUAGUCCUCCUGGCACUUUAUGCUCAAUAUUGGAAUGAUAUGGAAAGUGAUCAAAGGGUGCUUGCGUAUGUAGGAGUUGGUGCUCUUGCUGUUGGAGUUGUAUUCCUAGCUAUCGGCGGAGCGAUCUUGUUCUACUUGAUUAGGCUCUACAAGAAAAUGAAAAACCUCGCUAAGGGGGUUUUCUCAAAGUUGAAAACCAAAUUCAAGAAGGAUGAAGAGAGCUAAUCCAAGGACUUGUACAUUACCUGAGACUAACAUACCUACAACCAUACUCUCCUGAAACCAAAGUUGAUUGAUUUUUCAGUAAAUUACCAUAGAAACAUGGUGCCUAAUUACAAUCAGUUGUGUAAUCAGGAGUCUAUACACAGCCUUAUAUCAGAACACUCAGAUGGUUCACUAUUUCACUUAUUCUGUAUAGGAAAAAAGUGAUGGUUGUAUUUUUGUAUUUUAUUUAAUCAUCGUUGCUGUAAACACUAAAGCCUCAGUCACUUUUGACCUACGGCGGACGUAUGACGGCCGUAGGUUCACAAAAUCGAUAUAGAAAAUCUACCUCCUAUUGCUUAUCCCUAUAUUUUAAGACUCGGUCACAUUUGCUUUACGACAGUCGUACCUUUGCAAAAUCGAUAUAGACGAUAUAGAAAAUCUACAUCGUACUGCCUACCCCUAUAUUUUAUGCUACAUAUAUUUCUCUCAAUUUUGGAAAGCUACG